UAGUUACUCGCUUUUGCUAAACCUUGAACCAAACUGAUUCUCACUCUUUCUCUCUGCAUCCAACAAUUCCUCACAAAUGGAUCUCAUCAACCAAUACUCAGAUGACCAAAACGACGACGACCCAAACCCUAACCCGCCGGAGGCGGCUGAGAAGGAGGGAGAUUCCUCCCCGCCCCGCCUCCUCCCCGCCCGUUCCGCCGCCCCCAAGGUAGACGACACCAUGCUGGCCCUCACCGUCGCCGACAAGAAAACCCUCUCCAAACCCAUCGACCCUACCCAGCACGCCAUCGCCUUCAACCCUACCUACGACCAGCUCUGGGCACCCAUCCAGGGCCCUGCCCAUCCCUACGCCAAGGAUGGCAUCGCACAAGGCAUGCGCAACCACAAGCUCGGCUUCGUCGAAGACGCCUCCGUUGAACCCUUCCUAUUCGAUGAACAGUACAACACCUUUCACAAGUUCGGCUACGCUGCGGAUCCGUCUGCUUCCAAUUAUGUUGGUGAUCUCGACGCGCUUAACCGGAACAAUGCGGCGUCUGUCUACAACAUCCCCCACCGCGAGCAGAAGAAGCGGAGGAUCGAGGCCAAAAAGAAUAAGGAAGAAGGAGAUAGUGACAAUGAGGGUGAUGGUGAGGGCGGAGAGAUUGAAAACCCGGCUACCGAUGCGUGGUUGUUGAAGAAUAAGAAGAGCCCUUGGGCGGGGAAGAAGGAAGGGUUGCAGGGUGAGCUGACGGAGGAUCAGAAGAAGUACGCGGAAGAGUAUGCGAAGAAGAAAGAGGACGAGAAGAGUGGGUUUGGAGGGGAGAAGGCUGAGGUUGUUAAGGAUAAGAGCACUUUCCAUGGGAAGGAGGAGAGGGAUUACCAGGGUAGGUCUUGGAUUGCAGCUCCGAAAGAUGCAAAGAAGAAUAAUGAUCAUUGUUACAUACCAAAGAGAUUGGUUCACACGUGGAGUGGGCAUACGAAGGGGGUUUCCGCGAUUCGGUUCUUCCCCAAGUCUGGACAUUUGAUUCUGUCUGCCAGCAUGGAUACCAAGGUUAAGAUUUGGGAUGUUCUCAAUUCUGGGAAAUGUAUGAGGACUUACAUGGGACACUCAAAAGCGGUUCGGGAUAUUUGUUUCAGCAAUGACGGGUCAAAGUUUUUGAGUGCGAGUUAUGACAAGAAUAUCAAGUAUUGGGACACAGAAACAGGGCAAGUGAUAUCCACUUUCACUACCGGGAAGAUGCCUUAUGUUGUGAGGCUUAACCCGGAUGAGGAUAAGCAGAAUGUGUUGUUGGCUGGUAUGAGUGAUAAGAAGAUUGUUCAGUGGGAUAUGAAUACGGGGCAGAUAACUCAAGAGUAUGAUCAGCAUUUGGGGGCUGUGAAUACCAUUACUUUUGUUGAUAACAAUAGAAGAUUUGUUACUUCUAGUGAUGAUAAGUCCCUCAGGGUGUGGGAGUUUGGUAUUCCUGUGGUUAUAAAGUAUAUUAGUGAGCCCCACAUGCAUUCUAUGCCGUCCAUAACGCUUCACCCGAAUGCCAAUUGGCUCGCUGCGCAGAGCUUGGAUAACCAGAUACUUAUUUAUAGCACCAGGGAGAAGUUCCAGCUUAACAAAAAGAAGAGUUUUCGUGGACAUGUCACUGGUCAUGCCUGUCAGGUCAAUUUUUCGCCCGAUGGACGCUUUGUCAUGUCAGGUGAUGGUGAUGGUAAGUGUUGGUUCUGGGAUUGGAAGAGUUGCAAAGUCUUCAGAACUCUCAAGUGUCACGAAGGUGUUUGCAUUGGUUGUGAAUGGCAUCCCCUUGAACAGAGCAAGGUUGCAACAUGCGGCUGGGAUGGAUUGAUAAAGUACUGGGACUAGAUUCUCCUGUUUAAUGAUGCAUGGUGCUGGAACCAGGUUGCAGAAGCAGGGUAGACAGACAUUGCUUGAUGACAAAAGGAGUACCAACACAUUGGAUUCACAUGUUGAUAUGGUCUUCCUUGGUUAAAUGUGCAAUGGUAUUAGUUGAAUAACAUUAGCAUGAGAUUUCUCUCCAGUGAUCAAAAUACUGAAUAUUAUGAUGGUGUCAAUGGUCAAGCAUUACGUUCUAAUUGCAGUGUUGUAGUAACAAAACAUAAAAGUUUUUGCCAUGUUUAUUAGAGAUUUUUGUACAAUAGUUAAGUAAGUUGGAUAUUCAUAUCUGGAAUCUUCUCAGUUGUGGCAGUUUAAUUACGCUUUAUGGCUGGGAUUGUUAAUACACUGGUGGGUAUUGGGUGAACAAAACCCGAUCCGGCCCAAUCAUUCGUGUAUUACCCACUUCGUCAAGAUCCAUAGAGAUUCAUUUUGCUUUGCAAUUUUUUUCACUCUGGUGAUUCGUUC
Molecule: messenger RNA, 2329 nt
Organism: Lotus japonicus
Lineage: Eukaryota; Viridiplantae; Streptophyta; Magnoliopsida; Fabales; Fabaceae
Exons: 2
Coding region: 77-1831 (584 amino acids)
Biological process (GO): mRNA splicing, via spliceosome
Cellular component (GO): catalytic step 2 spliceosome
Molecular function (GO): mRNA binding; protein binding
Source: RefSeq, a predicted model, not a curated record